Molecule: messenger RNA, 5769 nt
Organism: Macrosteles quadrilineatus (aster leafhopper)
Lineage: Eukaryota; Metazoa; Arthropoda; Insecta; Hemiptera; Cicadellidae
Gene: orb2
Product: translational regulator orb2
Exons: 9
Coding region: 109-2199 (696 amino acids)
Biological process (GO): negative regulation of cytoplasmic translation
Cellular component (GO): cytoplasm; neuron projection; nucleus
Molecular function (GO): translation factor activity, RNA binding; mRNA regulatory element binding translation repressor activity; mRNA 3'-UTR binding
Source: RefSeq, a predicted model, not a curated record
UCGAAUAUCGAAAGUGAACUGUGUUGACGGUGGAUGGUGUACGUGUGUGCGUGGUAGUAAAUUAAACCCCCGAAAUUUUUUUUUAAAAUCACGAUUCCGCUACUUCUAAUGGGGGAUUACAAAUUUAGUGUAAAUGCUAGCGUAGGUUCAGUGUCUUCAGUGGAGUUUCCUGUUAGUACGACGAGCAAUUCAUUAUUUUUCACCACACCUUCAACAGUGCCGGACUCAGUGUCAUCCUUGCAACAUUCGAGUUCUAUGCAAGAUGAUCUUCUGAUUGAAAAAUCAUCGGUCAAGACGCAGUUAAAUUCUCAAAAUUCUGACCUCAAUGGUGACCACAGCCUGAAGUCCAAAGAUGAAGACGGAAGUUUGGUGGUUCAGUCUGAUAAACAAAACGAUCAGUCCCAAUUGGGACCUGUGGUUUCAUCCCCCCUACAAUUACCUCCAGGCUAUAGUGUAUCUGAGCCUAGUUUAAAUGUAAUUAAUUCAAGUAACCCAUCCACAGCCAGUUUGUGGUCCUCAGGACCAAUUGAUGAUGCAUUGAUGCAGAGUUUAAAUGUAGGCCCAGCUGUAAAUGGGACCCUAGCUUUUCAAAACUUUCCUCCAACACCCCCAAAUGCUCUUUAUAACAGUAGUUUAGGUCCUCAGAUGGCUGGUUUACCACAAACUCAGGUCCAGCAGCCACCUCAACAACGUAGAGCCAUUACUGCAUCCCACAACUUCCCACAUAACCUCUCUCGACACAUUCAACAGCAAAAUCACCCUCAAAAUAUGUUUAUGGCCAAUAAAGGUUAUACAUCUUGGUCAAGUCCACAGCAAAAUACCUGGUCACAAGGGCCACAAAAUCAAGCUAACAUGACAGGUCUUUCACCAUGGAAUAGAGGACGGUCUGUUCCGAAUUUAAAUCCCUUACAACAGAUGGCAAACCGGAAACCGAGUCCUACGUUCAACCACCAACAUUCUGGUAUGGUUAUUUCUCCAAAAUUCCGGCGUAGUACGUCAUAUCCUGGUAAAGGACUUUUUCCACAACCUCCAACAUUUGAGAUCACAAACAUGGAUGAAAAUAGAGAAAUGCUACUACCAUAUCAGGAACGGACAAUGGGCAAUGCUAACGGAACCAGUCCUCUGGAUAACAUGCGGAACUUGGAACAUUAUCUCAGUGACAUCAUGCGAGGUACAGCAGACACGCCAGACCAUCAUCUCAAAGGAUUUAUAAACUGCAACACGAACGCUCUACAAUCACUGGCACAGCUUCAUGGUAAAUCCCCUUUCUUCCCGGGUUUAGAAGAUCAAGCAGCACUCCUGGAAGAUCCAACCUCACAUCUAGUAGAUGGUCAGGUGAUGGCUGCUCCUCCGCCACCUCUCAGCUCUCCUUCACGCUCAUCCCCUCACAGCCAGGGAUCUGAGACUGGAGAGAGGUUCUCUAGGAAAGUGUUUGUUGGAGGACUCCCACCUGACAUAGAUGAAGAUGAAAUCACAGCUAGUUUUCGCAGAUUUGGUCCUUUGGUCGUAGAUUGGCCUCACAAAGCAGAGAGCAAGUCCUACUUUCCUCCAAAAGGCUAUGCCUUCCUUCUUUUUCAGGAUGAAAGCUCAGUUCAGCAGCUUAUUGACGCCUGUAUCCAAGAUGAAGACAAGCUGUACUUGUGUGUCUCUUCACCAACCAUCAAGGACAAGCCUGUACAGAUCCGACCAUGGCGACUCUCAGAUGCAGACUUUGUGCUAGACGCAUCCAUGCCUCUUGACCCACGGAAAACUGUCUUUGUCGGAGGAGUUCCUCGUCCACUUAAAGCUGUUGAGUUAGCAAUGAUCAUGGACCGCCUGUAUGGAGGAGUGUGUUAUGCGGGCAUCGACACUGAUCCUGAGCUGAAGUACCCCAAGGGUGCCGGCCGUGUGGCCUUCAGCAACCAACAGAGCUACAUCGCAGCUAUCAGUGCUCGCUUCGUCCAACUGCAACAUGGCGACAUUGACAAGAGGGUGGAAGUGAAGCCAUAUGUCCUGGAUGACCAGAUGUGUGACGAGUGUCAGGGGCAACGCUGUGGUGGCAAGUUCGCUCCGUUCUUCUGUGCAAAUGUCACUUGUCUCCAGUACUACUGUGAGCACUGCUGGGCCACCAUCCAUUCACGUCCUGGCCGAGAGUUUCACAAGCCACUAGUCAAGGAAGGCGCUGAUCGACCUCGUGCUGUGCCCUUCCGUUGGUGUUAACCCAGGCGCACAUUAGCGCAAUUCUCUAGCCAAUCCGUAUAUUAGCCUAGAUUCUCUUGAUUCGCUGUAAAACUUAGUCUAAUUCUCCAUUAACUGUUAUCAUUACAUAUUGACAUUAUGUAACUCUUCACCGUUCUUUAGAUGUCUUGUGGCCCUUUCGCCACACUUUGUAAGUUUUGGUGAAAUUCUCUUCAGGGUAUUUUUGUAAAUAGGCGUCGUUUAUGGGAUGUCUUAGCCGCAAAGCCUGACAGAAGUUUUUUUACCUCCACAAGUCCUGUUAUUGUUUUUUGAUUCUUUGUCGUAUUAGAUUAACAGGCCCUUCACAUUUUUUGUAACGCCUUUUUGUGUAAAUAGUUGUUUGUGUAAAAAGUAAGUUUUGAUUAUACUGAACCAAAAACUAUACCGUGUAGUUUUACAGACUGCUUUGUGUUUUUUAAUUGAAAAAAUACAUUACCUUGUAGGUAGUUAAUUUUAUUUUUGGGACUCAUUUAUGUAUAUAUGAACGAUUUUUUACUUUGCCACUGACCUCAUAUUCCGAUCGGCAUAACUACUUUUGAUACGUUACUUAGGCUGGGGAGGAGGGUUGCCCCCAUGGACCAGACCUGUGUUUGAUUCCGAUGCCCACCGACUCCCACUGUCCCUUAUGUCAUGUAAGGUGGGCACCGGUCGAUCUCCUGAUACCAAAGAGUUGGAGAUUUCUAGUCAACCUAACCCUAGCUUACAAGCUGAGUAAGUGUCUUCUCUCCGUAUGGGUACAAAGAGUCCUUUAUUUUAUAUCUCCUAGUAAGCUGUAAGAAUAUUAAUAUAUAAAUAGUGACCCCUCACUAUAUUCGUCCCACUUUUUUACGAUUUGUAAAUGCUUUCUUUGGAACUCACCGCUAAGAUAGGUGGGCUAGUCGAUGCCAUGGGCCGACCACAUCGAUAGUCAGAUUUCCUUUUCUAUUUUUAAUAAUAAUUCCAGGAUAGGAUUAAAGCCUUACCGCUUGUUUUUAGAUUUUUGAUCCAGAAUGAGAAUUUUCAUACCGGGUGUUGAGUGUUUCAUACCAAGUGUUAACGUGUUUUUAUGGAUAUUGGAUUCCAAUAAUUGAAUGAUAUAGUUAGAUGUAUGUUAUUUUUUACUUUCUUAAUAAAAGUAGUUGUUACGUUGUUGUUUUGUAUUUACGAGCGAUUGCGUUUGUUGUGUUUUUACGCUUGUAAUGGACUGCUCUGAGCAGUUCACCUCGUGUUGCAAAGCAGCAAACUGGUUAGGCCUAAAUAACGAAUGUAUCUUUUCUACGCGGAAUUAACAAAACGUUUUACUGACACUUUUGUCUUAUGUGAUAGUUGUAUUCAAUACAAAAUCUACUCGUGAUUCAUUUGUAGCCUUGGCUAAAUUAUUUUAAACAUUUAGCUCUGUAAUUGAUAAUUUUUUUAAUCGAAUAAGACUAUAAAAUUUGUAUAGAUAUUCCAGUGUGACGAUUCCACUCGUAAUGUAAUGUCUAGUGUAGUUUCUAUGAUGGCACUCAUACCGUAGUAUAGUGAUCACACCUCUAUACCCGUAUCGAUGUACCGACUGAUAACAACAUACAAUAGUCAACAAUACAUGUCUCGUAUUUGUGUCUCUUUGUUACCAUUUUCUGUAGACUGCAUCACACGCUUUUCUCAAUUUGGAUUUUAACAAUAGACUCUCGGUAAAUUGCCUGGAGCAAUUAAUCCGGUAUCUACUUUUAUUGAACUAUAUUUAAUGUAGAACAUUUUAGGGUAUAAAUUAGUAUAAAUAGGUUUUAUGAGACAAGUAAUUCUUUCUAAACAGAUGUGUUCUUAAUAGUUUUAUAGUUUGUCUUACAAUUGGUCUGAGGCCGGCAUAUAUCUUGUGCUGUGUCAUAGUUACCCUAGAUUCGCAUGAGUAUCUUAACUAACAACUGGAGAUAUUUGUUAAAGUUGUACAGGACCAAAAUAUAUUAACCGUCACUUGUCAUUAAUCGUAAUCAAGAGAGGAGGAUUGCAUGGCGAACUAACUAUUCACCAAGAAAUACUUUUACUAUAUAUUUGCUAUGAGUCUUUUUAUAUCCACGUGUUUUUUAAAGUCUUGGUAAAAGUAUUUCUUCUUCUCUACCACAAUGCGAUUGAAAUUCAAAAUACUAAAUUAAGCACAGUUUAUUGCACCUCCAAUGGACAUAUUACUGUUAGCGUUUACUUAAUUCUUCUUUUUUUGUUUAAUUUUUCUAGUUUAUUCGUAGUGCAUAAACUUAUUUUAACUGCAAAUUCUGUAAAAGUAUUCUGUUGUUAUAUAUUAUAUAUAUGUCGUUUUAUUUUUAACGUGUUACAAGAUUUAAUAGUUUAUUUUAAAUAAUUUUAUUUAUUUGGUGUGUUUUGUUACUGAUUUCUUAUUUUGUAACCAUUAGAUAUUAUGUAAUUGAUCUCUAGAGAUUUUAAUUUUUAUGAUUGUACACUUACACUGACAAUUUAGUGCCAGUUUUCAAUGAAAACCAAUUGCACAGACAAACUUGUUCCAUUUGACUGAAACGUUUGUACAUACAACAUUGCAAUUUGUUAUACAUAAAUACAAUAACCGUUUUCUAAUUUCAAUACUCAAGUUACCAGGAUAACAUUCACUUCAGUCUCCACGUUUCAAUCGCAUCAAGCCAAGUCGGUGUGAAAGUACAAAUAUUUGUGUGUUUGGCCGUGUCCCGCUGUUUUGCUUUGGUGUGCCGCUGUAUAUAUACCGAGUAAAUGUUACCACUAUGUUAUAAGUAUCAUGCACUAUUGUAGUCGUAAGUUACCUAGUGUCAGUGUUGCACUAUCGUAGUCAAUUGUUAUGGUUUGCUAGACGUUUUGUCUCAAGUCAAAUCUUUAUUUUUCUAUAACUCCUAGCUUGUGAAUUUUGUUUUUGUCAAAAUAAUAUUAAAGUUUUUAUAAUAUAGCACGAUGCUAUUAAAUUCGGUUACCUUAAACUUUUUAGAUCCUAAUAUAUUUAAAAUAUUUUUUUAAUAUGUAAAGUGUUUUAAAUUAAUAGUUUUUUAUAGACGAUUACAUUUGUAUGUAGAAAAGUGCAAUAGCUAAAUAGGUUGGAAAUCUAUUAGCCAUAUCCUAGUCCCUUCUACGACCCAUGUAGGCGGGGUGCACAGUGUAUUUGUAAGACAAAUAUACAAGGUGUAUCCCCAAAAAGCCUAACAAAAAUAUUAUAGCAAACAAUUUUAUAUUUGUUUAAAAUGCUAUGUAUAUGUAUUGUUAAAUAUUGUGAGGCUGGGAACCAAAGCAAAACAGCCCUGAUGUGCAAGCUAGGAAAGGAUUAGUACUGGCUUUAAUUAAUUUUAAUUAAUACUGUUAGUUAUAGUAUUCUAGAUAGGGGUUCAUAAUUUGUGUGCAUUUUCAAUCACUCCUAUUUUUUAUGAAUUUUGUACAUUUUCUAAUUUUUGUACGAUAAAAACGUCGUCAGUCGGCUCCACUGUUGCCUCUCGACUGUCGGCAAUGCUUUGUAACCAAAAUUCUCCCUAGUUUUUGUUGAAUAUCAAACUUUUUAUGUUUAUAAAAUAAUUAUUAAAAUGUAAACUGUGUUUAUUUGAUAAAUAUUGCUGUUAAUUCUUCAUA